AUGGCCAGCCGACUCGCCCGCUCCGUCGCCUCGGGCAGUGCCUCCAAGCGCCUCUGCCGCGAUGCCGCCGCGAGGAGGUCUCUCGCCACCGCAGCGGCCUCGACCGCCGCCUACGGUAGCAGCAGCAGCAUGUCGUCCAUCUUUCCCACCGAACCUGCCAUGCCCACCGUCCUCACCUCGUCCAUCCCCGGGCCGCAGAGCAAGCAGGCCAGCGAGCGCAUCGGCACCUUCCAGGACAACCGCGCCCACGGCUUCGUCACCGACUACCAGAAGUCGAUCGGAAACUGGAUCGUCGACGCAGACGGCAACGUCCUCCUCGACAUGUUUGCCCAGAUCGCGUCGAUCGCAAUCGGCUACAACAACCCGGACCUCAUCGCCCUCGCGCGCACCGACGAGUUCAUCACCGCCACCAUGAACCGCCCCGCCCUGGGCUCGUUCCCGCCCACCACGUGGACCGAGUGGGUCGACACGGGCCUCGGCACCGUCAAGCCGCGCGGCCUGCAGCAGGUCUUUACCGCCAUGUGCGGCAGCUGCGCAAACGAAAACGCCUUCAAGGCCGCCUUUAUGUCCUACCGCGCCCGCGAGCGCGGCGAGCAGGCCAGCUUCACGCCCGACGAGCUGGCGUCGUGCAUGCGCAACCAGGCGCCGGGCAGUCCGGACCUCAGCAUCCUCAGCUUCAGCCAGGCCUUCCACGGCAGGCUGUUUGGCUCCCUAUCGGCCACCCGCUCCAAGGCCAUCCACAAGGUCGACAUCCCCUCGUUCAACUGGCCCUCGGUGCCCUGGCCCGCGGUCCGCUACCCGCUCUCGGAGCACGCGCGCGAGAACGCAGACGCCGAGCGGGCGUCGCUCGCCAUGGUCGAGGAGGCCAUCGUCGACUCGCGCAAGCCCGGAUCGCCCUACGGCGCCGUCGCCGCCCUCAUCGUCGAGCCCAUCCAGAGCGAGGGCGGCGACAACCACGCCAGCCCGAGCUUCUUCCGCGGCCUCCGCGACGUCACCAAGCGCCACGGCGUCUACAUGAUCGUCGACGAGGUCCAGACGGGCGUGGGCGCCACGGGCAGCUUCUGGGCCCACGACAAGUGGCAGCUCGACACGCCGGCCGACUUUGUCACAUUCUCCAAGAAGAUGCAGGCCGCCGGCUUCUACCACAACCUCGACACGCGUCCGACGAUGGCCUACCGCAACUACAACACGUGGAUGGGCGACCCGACGCGGACGCUGCAGGCGCGGCAGAUUAUCCAGACGAUCCGGACGCACGGGCUGGUGGAAAAGACGGCGUCGGUGGGCUCGCACAUCUUCCGGUCGCUGACGUCGCUGUUUGAGACGGCGGCGGGGCGGGGCAAGGUCGAGAACCUGCGGGGCGAGGAUGCGGGCACGUUUAUCGCGUUUGACUGCACGACGCCCGAGGUGCGAGACCGGCUGGUGAUGGAGAUGCGCCGGGAGGGCGUCCACCUCGGCGGAUGCGGGGAGCGAGCCAUCCGGCUGAGGCCGAUGCUGGUGUUUGAGCAGGGCCAUGCCGACCUCUUCCUCGAGAAGAUGGAGCGGGUGCUCAAGAAGCUGUAG
Molecule: messenger RNA, 1560 nt
Organism: Pseudozyma flocculosa PF-1
Lineage: Eukaryota; Fungi; Basidiomycota; Ustilaginomycetes; Ustilaginales; Ustilaginaceae
Exons: 2
Coding region: 1-1560 (519 amino acids)
Biological process (GO): GABA catabolic process
Cellular component (GO): mitochondrion
Molecular function (GO): pyridoxal phosphate binding
Source: RefSeq, a predicted model, not a curated record